AUGGGAUCAGACCCUCAGUACGCCAAGUGGCCGUUGCUGCCGCUGUCGCAGCAUGUCUUUACCCUUACCAACGCCUACGCCACCAAGACUGCUCAACAAGCGGCCGUCAAGGCCCUCCAGGACGCCAUAGCCGAGCACAAGAUGGCCCCGUUCUACCGAUACCUGGCACACCCAAUCGACGGCAUCCUCAACGCCGUCGGCGAAGGCGGCUCCUCGGGGCCCGGAAAGCCGCUGAGCAGGAAAUCCAGCCUGGUGGGCAUGGUUGCAACGAGGGCGUCUGCCGCGAGCGUGAGCCUGCCCUGGGACGAGGCGCUCUACUCGGGCCUGAAGGAGAGCAACGACAAGGAGCUCGCCGAGUUUCAAAAGGAGGAGGACGAUGCGCUGGAGCAGGCUGGCGAUACGGAGGUCAUGGCCGCCAAGGGCAAGAGAGCAGACUUUUGGGCCCGCGUCGGUGACAAGGACAAGGCAAUUGCCGUCUACGACGACGUUUUCGACAAGACGGGUGUUUUGGGCACCAAGAUCGACCUCGUGCUUGCCAUCAUCCGCAUGGGCCUGUUCUACGGAGACAAGGCCCUGGUGAAGAAGCAGAUUGAGCGAGCCAAGACGCUCGUCGAGUCUGGCGGGGACUGGGACCGUCGAAACCGCCUCAAGGCUUACGAAGGCCUGUAUCUUCUUACCGUCCGCUCCCACAACCUCGCCGCGCCGCUUCUCCUCGACUCCCUCUCCACCUUUACCAGCUACGAGCUCUGCACCUACUCCAACCUCGUCGUCUACUCGGUCCUAGCCGGCUCGGUCUCCCUCAAGCGCGUUGAUUUCAAAUCCAAGGUGGUCGACGCGCCCGAGAUCAAGGCCAUCCUGGGGGACGGCGAGGACAAGCUGCUGGCUCUCAGCGGAGCCCUGAGCGCCGGCCCAGGCGCCGACGACAGCACGGGCAACCUGGCGCCACAGGCUGCCACAACAACAACAACUGCCGUCAACUUGACCACCUUGGGGUCGAGUACGGACCAGCCCGAGGCCGAGACGGCCGUCGACUUUAGCCCGCUGGCCUCGCUGGUCAGCAGCCUGUACAAUGGAAACUACAAGACCUUUUUCCAGUCCCUGGCGUCGGUCGAGGAGGAGUUCCUGAACCAGGAUCGCUUUCUGCACGAGCACAGGAACUGGUUCAUCCGCGAAAUGCGACUGCGUGCCUACCAGCAGCUGCUCCAGAGCUACCGCGUUGUCGGGCUCGAGAGCAUGGCCAACGACUUUGGCGUCACUGUUGACUUUCUCGACCGCGAUCUUGCUCGGUUCAUUGCCGCUGGCCGCAUCCCUUGCACCAUCGAUCGAGUAAGCGGCAAGGGAGUCAUCGAAACCAAUCGGCCAGACGACAAGAACAAGCAGUACCAGGAUGUUGUCCGUCAAGGGGACCAGCUGAUUACGAAGCUGCAAAAGUACGGCCAAGCCGUGAGACUGCGCGGCAGUGAGAGAGCAUAG
Molecule: messenger RNA, 1473 nt
Organism: Ustilaginoidea virens
Lineage: Eukaryota; Fungi; Ascomycota; Sordariomycetes; Hypocreales; Clavicipitaceae
Exons: 3
Coding region: 1-1473 (490 amino acids)
Biological process (GO): proteasome-mediated ubiquitin-dependent protein catabolic process
Cellular component (GO): proteasome regulatory particle
Source: RefSeq, a predicted model, not a curated record